AUCCCGAAGGACCAGCAAACUCAGAGACAUCUGCACAACUCAUCUGCUCCUCAGGAUGAAGCUGAUCUUCUCUCUGACUCUCAUCUGGAUGCUCUGCAGCUCCGCUGCUGCUCUUCAGUGUAACGCCUGUGCAGACACAGCAUGUUCAACCACAUCUAGCAAGACCUGCAGCUCAGGGAGCAUGUGUAUAACCGCUUCCAUCACAGCCUCUUCACCUGGAGCUUCAGGAACACAGGUCUACAAGGACUGUGCUGCUCCUUCUCUUUGUCCCACGGCUGGAACGGCAACGUUUUCCGUCAACUUGGGUUAUUCCAGUGCCAUUGCAUCGGCUCAGUGCUGCGACUCCGACAACUGCAACUCCCAGACGUUGGCCUUUCCUACCCCUCAGUCUGCUAACGGCCUGACGUGUCUCGUCUGUGACCCGACCACCUCUCAGUGCAGCUCUACAGUUCCGUGUUCUGGAGACCAGACCAGCUGCUUCAAAGCAACCUUGACCAACGGCUCCACAACAUAUCCAGCUCUGGGCUGCACAUCUCCUAACACAUGUGCAGUUGCAGCCAACCUGGGAAACCUGCCUUUCAUGCAGAACCUCAUGCAACACUAUUCCCACCACAACCACCACCACUCCAACCACAACCACCACCACUCCAACCACAACCACCACCACUCCAACUACAACCACCACCACUCCAACCACAACCACCACCACUCCAACCACAACCACCACCACUCCAACCACAACCACCACCACUCCAACUACAACCACCACCACUCCAACCACAACCACCACCACUCCAACCUCCACCAGUGA
Oryzias latipes (Japanese medaka) is the source of this 811-nucleotide messenger RNA. The record is from RefSeq and is a predicted model, not a curated record. Lineage: Eukaryota; Metazoa; Chordata; Actinopteri; Beloniformes; Adrianichthyidae.